Molecule: messenger RNA, 909 nt
Organism: Acanthamoeba castellanii str. Neff
Lineage: Eukaryota; Discosea; Longamoebia; Acanthamoebidae
Product: CBS domain containing protein
Exons: 5
Coding region: 1-909 (302 amino acids)
Source: RefSeq, a predicted model, not a curated record
AUGGACUACCUGAAGAACGUCAACGUUGAGGAACUACCCAAGGUGGACACUAUUCACCAUGUGCUCGCCACCGACUCUGCUUCUACGGCACUCAAGCUCCUGACCAAGUACAACGUGUUGAGCGCGCCUGUACUGGACAAGGAGCGCAACCAGUACAUCGGCUUCGUCGACAUGGUCGACUUGGCCGCCUUCAUUGUAGACAUCUACACCGAAACAGACAUAAUGGGCGAGAACUUCCUCUCGCUCCUCGAGCAGGGCGAGCGCUUCAUCACCACCAAAGUGAAGGACCUCAUCAACCUUUCGUCGCGUAACCCAUUCGUGCCGGUGCGGGAGGGCUCGUCGCUCUACUCGGUGAUCGAGCUGCUGGCCAAGCACAAGGUCCACCGCGUGCCGGUGAUCGACCUGCAGGGACGCGUGAGCAACCUCCUCACGCAGUCGUCGGUGCUGUCCUACCUCGCCGCCCACCUCGACAAGCUGGGAUCCGUCACCGAACAGACUGUGGCCGAAUUGCUGCUGGGCCACAAGGACGUGAUCACCAUCGGAGUCAACGCCCGUGCCAUUGAUGCCUUCAAGAUCAUGACUGACCGCGGCAUCUCUGCCGUGGGCGUCGUCGACGAGGAGGGCAAGCUCGUGGGCAACAUCUCGGUGAGAGAUAUCCGGGUGGUGGCUGGAGAUGCUCGCCUCAUUCAGCGGCUAUACCUUGGCGUCAGGGAGUUCAUCUACAAGAUCAACUCGGAGAGGAUCGACAUCAUCAACCCGGCCAUCGGGUGCUCUGCCAAGGACACGUACGGCCUUGUGGUGCAGAAGCUGGCGGCCUCCCGAGUACACAGGAUCUACGUGGUCGAGAACCACGUGCCCAUUGGCCUCAUUUCCCUCUCCGACGCGCUUCUCCCCCUCGUCAGCCACUGA